Austrofundulus limnaeus is the source of this 4015-nucleotide messenger RNA. It is a transcript of the gene ano5a, whose product is annotated as anoctamin 5a. The transcript has 23 exons. Gene Ontology annotation, cellular component: plasma membrane. The record is from RefSeq and is a predicted model, not a curated record. Gene Ontology annotation, molecular function: chloride channel activity; protein dimerization activity. Bases 235 to 3210 code for a protein of 991 amino acids. Gene Ontology annotation, biological process: chloride transmembrane transport. NCBI's taxonomy places the organism in Eukaryota, Metazoa, Chordata, Actinopteri, Cyprinodontiformes, Rivulidae.
CUGUGCACUGAGGGCCGAGGAGAGGCAGCAGUGAGCGGUCAGUAAACAGGACAGCUUGUCGACUCAGCUGCUUGGCUGGCUGCUGCCUGGGAGGGACGAGGGCGAAGCAGAGGCGGUUUGGAGUUGAACUUACUGACUGUGGGAGUACGAAACAGCAUUUAACCCGGCACAGGAUACUUCCGUAGGUGUCGACGGAGGCAAGCGGCCACUGUUUGGCCACACGACGGUCCUAAAAUGCACCGAAUAACGGGGAAAGCGGGAGGGGACAGUUUGAUUGAGAUGAGCCCGACGGACUCUUUCAGCGAUGAUAUGAAUGGUUAUGACCAACGUGCCUCAUCAAGAACAGGAUCCCAGGGACCGUCUGUGUCUCCACCUGAUGUGUGUGUGGAGACCUGUGAGUCUCUCAACACCAGCCUGGUCUGCCUGGACUCCUCCGACCUGAGCGACUGUAUUCAGUACAGAUCUCAACCCUCAGAGCAGAUCAGUGCUCUGUUUGGGCUUUCGAGAAAACGGUCGCUAUUCCUGAAGUACCGUUCCAGGAUUGACAAACAACAACAGAGUAAAGACUCUGUGUUCUUCAGAGAUGGCGUGCGCAGAAUCGAUUUUGUCCUGUCGUAUGUCGAUGAUAAAGACGAUGAGAGAAAACAGGAGAAGAGGAGGGUGUAUGAAUCCAACUUGGUAAAAGUUGGGCUGGAGCUGGAAACAGAAGAUAAAUCAGAGUCAGAGGAUGGAAAGACCUACUUUGUAAAGAUCCACGCGUCGUGGGAAGUGUUGGCCACGUAUGCAAACGUGCUGAAGAUCAAGGUUCCAUUCAAGGUCGCCGACACACAAGACAACAGCAGAGAGAUCCCCAUGAACUGGCUGUCCACGCCUUUUCGUCUGCCUAAGGACAUCAUGCAUCCGGAGCCAGAUUAUUUCACGGCUCCCUUCAACAAGGAGAAGUCCGACUUCUUCCUUAUUGAGGACAAAGACACGUUCUUCCCUCCCUCCACUCGCAACAGGAUAGUCUACUAUAUCCUGUCCCGCUGCUCGUACAUCAGGGAGGAAUGUGGAGAUGCGGACAAGAAGGGAAUCAAGAGGCUGCUGAAUAAUGGCACCUACACAUCUGCCUUUCCUCUUCACGAUUCGAGAUACUGGACAAAAUCAAAAGAUGCGAACUGUGAAAGUGAACGAUACACUCUGUACAAACACUGGGCUCGGUUCCUCUGCUUUUUCAAGGAGCAGCCUCUCGACCUUGUUAGAAAGUAUUAUGGGGAGAAGAUUGGCAUUUAUUUUGCUUGGCUUGGUUUCUACACUGAGAUGCUUCUGUUCGCUGCCGUCGUAGGAACACUUUGUUUCAUUUACGGAUUCCUCACCUAUGACAACAAUGAGUGGAGUAAAGAAAUAUGUAGCGAGCAGAUUGGAGGGAAUAUUGUCAUGUGUCCACUCUGUGACAAGAAAUGUGGCUUCUGGAAACUCAACACGACGUGCAACUCUUCGUGGCAAUCACAUUUAUUUGACAACGUAGCAACUGUGUUUUUUGCCAUUUUCAUGGGAAUUUGGGUGACACUGUUUCUGGAGUUCUGGAAGAGACGACAGGCCCGCCUCGAGUACGAGUGGGACCUGUUUGACUUUGAGGAGGAACAACAGCAGCUGCAGCUUCGACCAGAGUAUGAAACCAAAUGUAACGACCGCAAGCUGAACCCCAUCACUAAGGAACCAGAGUGGGUACUUGACAGAACUGUAACAGAUAUAGCGGGGAAAUUAUGUCUGUGCUGGGUCACAGUGAUGUUCUGGAUUUCAUUGAUCAUUGCCUGCAUCAUUGGGGUCAUCGCGUACCGCUUGGCGGUGUACGCAGCCUUCGCUAGCAUCAUGAAGGACAGUCCCACAAACAAACUGGAGGUGGUCGGCCCUUACAUCACACCCCAGCUGGCCACCUCUGUCACAGCCUCUUGCAUCAACUUUGUCAUCAUCAUGAUCCUCAACCUCAUGUAUGAGAAAGUGGCUAUUUGGAUCACAGACAUGGAAAUCCCAAAGACCCAUGUGGAGUAUGAGAACAAACUGACGGUCAAGAUGUUCCUUUUCCAGUUUGUCAACUACUACUCGUCGUGCUUCUACGUGGCUUUUUUUAAGGGCAAGUUUGUCGGCUAUCCUGGAGAUUAUGCUUAUAUGUUUGGCAAGUGGAGCAAACUGAGGAAUGAAGAGUGUGACCCCGGCGGCUGUCUGAUCGAGCUAACGACCCAGCUGGUGAUCGUGAUGACUGGAAAACAGGUGUGGGGCAACAUUCAGGAAGCUCUGUUGCCGUGGCUGAUGAACUGGUGGGGCAGCAGGAAGGCACGGAAGCACCCAGAGAGUCUGUACAGCCGCUGGGAGCAGGACCACGAUCUGCAGGGCUUUGGGCAGCUGGGCCUCUUCGACGAGUACCUGGAAAUGGUGAUCCAGUUUGGUUUCAUCACUCUCUUCGUGGCGUCCUUCCCCCUGGCGCCCCUCCUGGCUCUCAUCAACAACGUCAUCGAAGUGCGAGUGGACGCCUGGAAGCUCACCACUCAGUUCAGACGUCCCGUGGCAGCCAAGGCCCACAGCAUCGGAGCCUGGCAGGAAAUCCUCAACGGGAUCGCCGUGUUCUCCGUCGUCACAAAUGCGUUCAUUGUGGCCUUCACCUCUGAUAUGAUCCCUCGGUUAGUGUACAUGUAUGCCUACCAGCCAGAUGGGGAGAUGAACAUGAAAGGCUACAUAAACAACAGCCUGUCUGUGUUUAACAUCUCUGCGAUCCCACCAGAGAACAGCCCUGAGAACGGGGAGAACCCAUCCUGGUUUAACGACUCCAUCACGACCUGCAGGUAUCGGGAUUACCGCUACCCCCCCGGGCACGAGAAGCAGUACUCCCACACGAUGCAGUUUUGGCACAUUUUGGCUGCUAAGUUGGCUUUCAUCAUUAUUAUGGAGCAUGUUGUGUUUAUGGUCAAAUACUUCGUGGCCUGGUUGAUUCCCGACGUUCCCGCAGAUGUCCGGGCACGAAUAAAGAGAGAGCGCUACCUGGUCCAGAAGAAUCUCCACGACUACGAAGUUGAGAAGCUGAAGAUCCAACUCAGCCAACAAGGCAACCACGAGUGUGCAGCAGGAAGUCUGCGCGUUGAUUCUUUAUCUGCUUUGAGGUCACAAAGCAUGCGCUUCGAUUCAUCUGUUUCAUCUGACCAUAACCUGACAUGUGAAGUAGCUACUUUUGUUUAGUGAAGAGAAAUCUGUGCUCUUGUUCCCACUGUGAAAGGGACGGGUUUCGUACAGUCGUGGCCAGUUGUUCAGCGGCGGCUGUCGACUGUUUACCCGGAGAUGAGAGGCGAAUGCCCCCCCCCUUUUGUUUUUCCUUUUUUUAUGGGUGUUCUUGUGUUUUCCAACUCCCUCCAACUGAACUAUGUUAGCUCCUGUUCUCCUGGUUUCCUCAGUCGUGUCUUUGUAGACAAUAAAAGACACAAUUUUUUGUUUGUUUGAUUUUGCACAAAGCACUUAAAGAAUCACAAAAAGAUGAACGACUAAUUGAGGCGAUGACACUAUCUUUACAGUGUUUAUUACAGCAGCAGAGUGCGAUGACAACUUUACAGAUAGAUGGAACAAGAAUUGUAGGGAUUGAUGUUUUAUUUAUGUUUUAGAAUAAAAAAAAAGAUUGGCUGUAUUUUUUAAUAAUAUGAAGGAGUUUCCACAUCACUUUCAUUUUUUGUGUGGAAGGUUAAUGAAGGAUAUUAUGUAGAGAUGCUGACUAAUUGUGAUAACUGUCAUGUUUAUGUGUCCGUGUAUCUCACUGUUCCACUUUGCCUUAGCUCAACCUAUGUUUUUUUAUUACGAUUUUUUCAAGUUCUCUUUUUUUCACAAUGUUCACUGCUGUUAUAUUUUAGAUACAAUCUAAAAAUUUGAGCUGAAAGAGAUGAACCUGUUUAUUGUUUGCUCAAAGUGAAAUUGUUUUUAUUCAUUUGUGUUUUUGUAAUUGUCCUAUCUCGAAAAUUAUGAUGCCAUCAAAAAUAAAUCUAAUUAAACCAAGAGA